Molecule: messenger RNA, 1912 nt
Organism: Vitis riparia (riverbank grape)
Lineage: Eukaryota; Viridiplantae; Streptophyta; Magnoliopsida; Vitales; Vitaceae
Product: pentatricopeptide repeat-containing protein At3g14580, mitochondrial
Exons: 1
Coding region: 55-1236 (393 amino acids)
Molecular function (GO): protein binding
Source: RefSeq, a predicted model, not a curated record
UGUAGUUUCAUGCGUCGCAAAAGAAAAAAGAGUUGAUUUCAGAAAACAAAUAAAAUGACUUCACGUUCAUGUUCCAUUUUACUAAGAAUUUACCGAUCAGUCUCUCGUUCCGCAUUGAUUCAUCCAACCCUCAUCCAAAAAUCAACUUUUUUCUCUACAUUCCCUCCCGAUGAUCUGAAAAGACUCGAUCACAAGGACUGGUUGUCACCUAGAGAAGUCCUGAAAAUCUUCGACGGUCUGAGAAACCCAGAAUCAGUAAUGCCAGUCUUGGAUAGUGUUUCCAAGAGAAAAGACUUCAAACCCAAUGAAGCCCUUUACACUCUGGUAAUCAACAAGUUGGCACAAGCCCGCAUGUUUGAUGCCAUUGAAGAUGUCAUAAAGACGCUCAAGAUUGAUAAGCAAUGUAGAUUAUCUGAUGUGUUUUUCUAUAACGUGAUCAAGGUUUAUGGGAAUGUUGCAGGUCGGCCUGACAGGGCUGUUGAGACCCUUUUUGAUAUGCCCAAGUUCCAUUGUUGGCCUUCUGUGAAGACCUUCAAUCUUGUGCUGAAUAUGCUUGUAUCAGCGAAAAGAUUUGAUGUUGUUCACAAGGUGUAUGCGGGUGCUCCUGAGUUGGGUGUAGAGAUUGACGCCUGUUGUUUGAAUAUACUUGUGAAGGGGUUGUGUAGAAGUGGUAAUGUGGAUGCGGCAUGUGAGCUGCUCGAUGAAUAUCCUAAGCAAAGGUGUAGGCCCAAUGUGAGGACAUUUUCGACUCUGAUGCAUGGGUUGUGUGAAAGUGGUAGGGUGGAGGGGGCGUUGGGGUUGUUGGAGAGGAUGGAGAGGGAAGGCGUUUACCCUGAUACCGUCGUGUUCAAUAUAUUGAUAUCGGGGCUGAGGAAGCGAGGGAGAGUUGAAGAGGGGAUGGAGCUUCUGGGGAGAAUGAAGCUGAAAGGGUGCUACCCGAAUGCGGGGUCUUAUCAGGAGGUUUUGUAUGGUGUUCUUGAUACUGGGAGGUUUGGUAAGGCAAAGGAGUUCAUGUGUCAGAUGAUAGAUGAAGGUGUAAGUCCGAGUUUUGUGUCUUAUAAGAUGAUGAUCUAUGGGCUUUGCAAGGAGAACCUAGUUGCUGAUGUGGUUUGGAUUUUGAAGCAAAUGGUGGAACAAGGCUUUGUUCCGGAGAGGUGGAUGUGGAGGCGGAUUCUUCAGACCAUGUUCCCAAGGAAUGUCUCUCAGUCUGAAAUUAUGGAGGAAGUAGCCACUUGAAACCUGCACCUGCAGUGUAUGGUUCAUCAGCUAUAAAUUUGAAACUUUGGAUUGCAGCUGUUGUUCACUUGUUUUUCUAGUUGGCAACGAGAUUAUCAUUAAGAAACUGGCUUCUGGGCAUCCCCAUUCUUCAAAAUUCUCUUGUCCUGCGUGGCAUAUGCAUCUGAUGAAGUGGACCAUUCAUGUUCCUGCAAUCACCUUGUAUUUAGAAACCCAAGAGAAAAGCAAAGUUACACCUUAUUUCUGAGAACCGUAUAUGAGAAUUUCAUCUCGUACAGCUCAAGCAGAAACACCCAAAUGCCAUUGUUACAUUCAAGGACAUUCUCUUGGAGGCAAGUUUCUCUUUCUCUCUUAAACAUUUUUCAUUGUAGUAUCUGCACAGGCACGGGCAAUAGAGUUGAAGCAACUGAGCUUUUAAUAGAGAUAUGGUUCAUGUUUCUCACACGUAUACCUGAUUCGAAAGGCAGGCGUGCAGGGCCUUGAAUGCACAUUCAUUAGUGCAGUGCAUUCGAAGGGAUUUGAAACGCCUACAUGAUGCCCCUAUGGAAUUGGGCACCCUGUGUAUGUAUAAUCAAAAUUCUUUUGCUCUUUUGAUUCUGCAGUUUCUGAGUGUUAUUGGAGUUGAUACAAAUUUAAACAAACUUUAUAAAAGAAGCCGUAAACCUUUUUGGUUGUA